Messenger RNA from Papaver somniferum (opium poppy), 1187 nucleotides. RefSeq names its product probable xyloglucan endotransglucosylase/hydrolase protein 23. Gene Ontology annotation, biological process: xyloglucan metabolic process; cell wall biogenesis. NCBI's taxonomy places the organism in Eukaryota, Viridiplantae, Streptophyta, Magnoliopsida, Ranunculales, Papaveraceae. The coding region runs from base 89 to 973 and encodes 294 amino acids. The record is from RefSeq and is a predicted model, not a curated record. The transcript has 3 exons. Gene Ontology annotation, molecular function: xyloglucan:xyloglucosyl transferase activity; hydrolase activity, hydrolyzing O-glycosyl compounds. Gene Ontology annotation, cellular component: apoplast; cell wall.
UACCAACCAAAGCACAGCAAAAACAGCAAGCCUCAACUCAUAUUCUCACUACUCAAAUCUUCAUUAUCUCUUAAUUAAGCUUCAUUUAAUGGCUACUUCUAGUUUAGUAGUAGUACAACUACUAAUGGUCUCUUUAUUAGCAAGCACUUUUGCAUUAAGCUCUGCUGCUGGCCGUAGUUUCGACAAAGAUUUUGAUAUCACUUGGGGUGAUGGUCGUGGUAAGAUACUCAACAAUGGACAACUCCUUAGUCUGUCUCUAGAUCAAGCCUCUGGUUCUGGUUUCCAAUCCAAAGACGAAUAUCUGUUUGGUAAGAUUGAUAUGCAGCUUAAGCUUGUCUCUGGCAACUCAGCUGGCACCGUCACUGCCUACUAUUUGUCGUCGCAAGGGCCAACACACGAUGAAAUCGACUUUGAAUUCUUGGGGAACUUGAGUGGAGAUCCUUACACUCUUCAUACAAAUGUGUUCAGUCAAGGGAAAGGGAACAAAGAGCAACAGUUUCAUCUUUGGUUCGACCCAACUGCCGAUUUCCACAAAUACUCUAUCCUUUGGAAUCCCCAACGCAUUGUCUUUUCAGUGGAUGAUACUCCAAUUAGAGAAUUCAAGAACUCUGAAUCCAUCGGCGUUCCAUUCCCAAAGAACCAACCGAUGAGAAUCUACUCUAGCCUGUGGAAUGCUGACGAUUGGGCUACAAGAGGUGGUCUCGUCAAGACCGACUGGACCAAUGCACCUUUCACCGCCUCGUAUCAAAACUUCAACGCCGAAGCAUGUGUUCCAUCUUCAGGUGAUUCUUCUUGUACUAGUGGUAGUCCUUCACCCAACAAGAACGCAUGGCUUACACAGGAAUUAGAUUCAACAAACCAAGGGAAAAUGAAAUGGGUUCAGAAGAAUUAUAUGAUCUAUGACUACUGUAAGGACACGAAAAGAUUCCCGGAAGGCAUGCCUGUAGAAUGUGCCACCAGCAAUCUUUCCUAGAGAAAGAGAUGAGAAACAAUGACUAAAAUGAAGAUCACCCGUGCUCCAAGUUAUAGUUCAUGUAUGCUCUUUUUGUUUCCAAAUUCUUUAAUUCUUUGUAAUUGAAAUCUUCAACGUGAAAAUAUUUCAAGUGCCGUGUACUUUGUAGUUACACUUUGCAAUGUAAAAUCUGCUUUAAACCGAAAAUAAUAAAAUGAAAGUUACUUUACAUCAC